AUGCAGGAGGUGGAGAAAAAACGGCCGAUAAUCUCUGCUAGAGAAAGAGGCCCGGGCCCUGGACGCUACGCUCUGCCACCUACAGUUGGAUACAUCAAUCAUGACUAUACCAAGCCCAGCAGCCCUGCCUAUUCCUUCCACAGCCGCAUGACCAGUGCCAUGGUCUCUGUGGACUCCAGCCCAGGACCAAGGUACUACAUUGAUGCCAUGGUCACCCGGUUUGGCCGGAUGGAAACCCCCUCCUACUCAAUUUUGGGCAGAGGAAGGCGCACAGGGAAUAAAGGUGAGCCGUUCCAGACUCCAGGGCCGGGGGCCUACAGCCCAGAGAAGGCGCCACCUCUCAAUGCUCAUCAAAGACCACCGUCUUACACCAUCGGCACCCGCACCAGAUACCGCUCUGUGGAUGCUGUACCAGCACCCAACAGCUACAUGCUUCCUAAUCUGCUGGGCUGCCAGGUUCCUAAUAAACCAUCCAGUGCCAGCUAUAGCUUCUCAGCCCGGAGGAAGGUCGGAGCUCCCUCCGAAGACCUCUCCAUGAGCCCCGGACCAGCAAAAUAUAACAGCAUCAACCCAGACGUUUACCGCCAGCGCCAGCCGUCCUUCUCCAUGCAGAGCCGGACUAAGAGGCCUAAUUAUUCCUUUACUAUUCCCGGCCCCGGCACGUACAGCCCAGAGAAGUUUCAUGUGCACCUUCCUAAACCACCGUCCUGCACUCUGGGUGUCAGACACUCUGAGUUUGUCACACCACUCGUGGUGGAUGUCAUUGACUGA
Molecule: messenger RNA, 771 nt
Organism: Micropterus salmoides (largemouth bass)
Lineage: Eukaryota; Metazoa; Chordata; Actinopteri; Centrarchiformes; Centrarchidae
Gene: odf3l2a
Product: outer dense fiber of sperm tails 3-like 2a
Exons: 5
Coding region: 1-771 (256 amino acids)
Cellular component (GO): cytoskeleton
Source: RefSeq, a predicted model, not a curated record